This is a messenger RNA of Diceros bicornis minor, 5191 nucleotides long. It is a transcript of the gene ERMP1, whose product is annotated as endoplasmic reticulum metallopeptidase 1. The transcript has 15 exons. Gene Ontology annotation, molecular function: metalloexopeptidase activity. The record is from RefSeq and is a predicted model, not a curated record. Bases 43 to 2757 code for a protein of 904 amino acids. NCBI's taxonomy places the organism in Eukaryota, Metazoa, Chordata, Mammalia, Perissodactyla, Rhinocerotidae. Gene Ontology annotation, biological process: proteolysis.
GUCGGGCAGGGGCGGUUGUGCCGGCGGCUGAGGCUCGUGGCCAUGGAGUGGGGUUCGGAGUCGGCGGCUGUGAGACGGCACCGCGUCGGUGGGGAGCGCCGGGACGGCCCGGGGACCACGCCGCCACCGGAGAGGGAGGCCCCGGCGCAGGCUUCCGUGGUGGACUCGUGCGGUGGCGGCGCAAGGACGCGGAAGCGGAGCGGGGGGGGGAGCGGCGCCGCGAGCCGGGGCGCCGGGAGCGGACUGUCUGAGGCGCGCGCCGCGCUGGGGCUGGCGCUUUACUUGCUCGCGUUGCGGACGCUCGUGCAGCUCUCGCUGCAGCAGCUCGUGCUGCGCGGGCCCCCUGGGCACCGCGGGGAGUUCGACGCGCGCCAAGCCAGGAAUUAUCUUGAACACAUAACAUCCAUUGGCCCCAGGACUACAGGAAGUCCAGAAAAUGAAAUUCUGACGGUGCGUUACCUUUUGGAACAGAUUAAAUUGAUUGAAGUUCAAAGCAACAGCCUUCACAAGAUUUCAGUAGAUGUACAGCGGCCCACAGGCUCCUUUAGCAUUGACUUCUUGGGAGGUUUUACAAGCUACUAUGACAAUAUCACCAACGUUGUGGUAAAGCUGGAACCCAGAGAUGGAGCCCAGCAUGCUGUCCUGGCUAACUGUCAUUUUGACUCAGUGGCAAACUCACCAGGUGCCAGUGAUGAUGCAGUUAGCUGUUCGGUGAUGCUGGAAGUCCUUCGUGUCUUGUCAACAUCUUCAGAAGCCUUACAUCAUGCUGUCAUAUUUCUCUUUAAUGGUGCUGAGGAAAAUGUCUUGCAAGCCAGUCAUGGUUUCAUUACUCAGCACCCUUGGGCCAGCUUGAUUCGUGCAUUUAUUAACUUGGAGGCAGCAGGUGUAGGAGGAAAAGAACUUGUGUUCCAAACAGGUCCUGAAAAUCCUUGGUUGGUCCAAGCUUAUGUUUCAGCAGCUAAACACCCUUUUGCUUCUGUGGUGGCUCAGGAGGUUUUUCAGAGUGGAAUCAUUCCUUCAGAUACUGACUUCCGUAUCUACAGGGAUUUUGGGAACAUUCCAGGAAUAGACUUAGCUUUUAUUGAGAAUGGAUACAUUUAUCACACCAAGUACGACACAGCAGACAGAAUUCUAACAGAUUCCAUCCAGAGAGCAGGUGACAACAUUUUAGCAGUUCUUAAAUAUCUAGCUACAUCUGAUAUGUUGGCUUCUUCUUCUAAGUAUCGACAUGGAAACAUGGUCUUCUUUGAUGUGUUUGGCUUAUUUGUCAUUGCCUACCCCUCUCGUGUUGGCUCGAUAAUUAACUACAUGGUGGUAAUGGCUGUCGUUUUGUACCUGGGCAAAAAAUUCUUGCAACCCAAACAUAAGACUGCUAACUACACGAAGGACUUCUUCUGUGGACUUGGCAUCACUCUGAUAAGCUGGUUCACUAGCUUGGUUACCGUCCUCAUUAUAGCAGUGUUCAUCUCUCUUAUUGGACAGUCUCUCUCAUGGUAUAACCACUUCUAUGUCUCCGUUUGUUUGUAUGGAACUGCAGCUGUAGCUAAAAUAAUAUUCAUACAUACCCUCGCAAAAAGAUUUUAUUAUGUGAAUGCCAGUGACCAGUAUCUGGGAGAAGUCUUUUUUGACGUCUCGCUGUUUGUGCAUUGUGGUUUCCUCAUCGCUCUCACUUCUGGAGGACUUUGCUCGGCCUUUAUUAGUGCUGUCUGGGUGGCGUUCCCGUUGCUCACAAAGCUUAGCGUGCACAAGGACUUUAAGCAGCAUGGUGCUCAAGGAAAAUUUGUUGCCUUUUACCUUUUGGGGAUGUCUGUUCCUUAUCUUUAUGCAUUGUACCUCAUCUGGGCAGUAUUUGAGAUGUUUACCCCUAUCCUUGGGAGGAGUGGUUCGGAAAUUCCACCUGAUGUUGUGCUGGCUUCCAUUUUGGCUGGUUGUACGAUGAUUCUCUCUUCCUAUUUCAUUAACUUCAUCUACCUUGCCAAAAGCACAAAAAAAACCAUGCUAACUUUAACUUUGGUAUGUUCAAUUACAUUCCUCCUUGUUUGCAGUGGAACUUUUUUCCCAUAUAGCUCCAAUCCUGCCAGUCCGAAGCCAAAGAGAGUGUUUCUUCAGCAUGUGACUAGAACAUUUCAUGACUUGGAUGGAAACAUAGUUAAACGGGACUCUGGAAUAUGGAUCAAUGGGUUUGAUUAUUCCGGAAUGUCUCACAUAACAUCUCACAUUCCCGAGAUCAACGAUACCAUCCGAGCUCACUGUGAAGAGAAUGCACCCCUCUGUGGCUUCCCUUGGUAUCUUCCGGUGCACUUUCUGAUCAGGAAAAACUGGUAUCUUCCUGCUGCAGAAGUUUCUCCAAGAGAUCCCGCUCAUUUCAGACUUGUAUCCAAAGAACAGACACCCUGGGAUUCUAUAAAGCUGACCUUUGAAGCAACAGGACCAAGCCAUAUGUCAUUCUACGUUCGAACCCACAAAGGGUCAACACUUUCUCAGUGGUCUCUCGGCAAUGGCACCCCAGUCACAAGUAAAGGAGGGGACUAUUUUGUAUUUUAUUCCCAUGGACUUCAGGCCUCUGCGUGGCAGUUCUGGAUAGAAGUACAGGUCUUGGAAGAACAGCCUGAAGGAAUGGUCACUGUUGCUAUUGCUGCCCACUAUCUCUCUGGGGAAGACAAGAGAUCCUCCCAGCUGGAUGCUCUGAAAGACAAGUUCCCAGACUGGACAUUUCCCUCCGCCUGGGUGUGCACCUACAACCUCUUUGUGUUUUAAUCUUGUGGAUGAGCUCUAAGUACAUGCCAGUGGGGUACUCCAUGUGACAUGGUUUCUCCCUGUAUUUCAUGGAUGUUUGUAAUAUGUCAGUGAAUUUUAAUGAGCAUAUGUUCAAAGAGCUUUGUGGGCUAACACUCUUCAGGGCCAAGACUAUAAUGGUUAUGCUGUGGGGUAGUGAUGCAUGGCCUUUUGACACUUGAAAAUGCCAGUUUUCUGGCGCUUAAGCACAUGUGGGUACUGCCACUACACACAUAUGUCAUUUUAUAUGACCUUAAGGACAAGAGCCAACAAACCACUUCAGUAGUUGUCCCCUUAGGAUCACGAACCAUGUAGAAGGUACUGUAAGACCACUGUUAAUGAGACAUGACACUUCCAAUUAAAGCCCAAGACUACUGGUUGCGUCAGUGGAUCGUAGGUAAAGUAUCGUUCACUGCAGUGAUGAUUACCCCUUGACUCUGUAGGUCAUUAGAAGGCUACUCACUGAGGCCCCAGCCUGUGCUGAGAGCUGUGCUUCUUCAGGCAGCCUCUCGAUUGUGCUUUGCAUCUCUGUAGUGAAGCCCAUGACCUCUGAUGCGGAAACCUUGCUGAACUGGUGACUCCUGUCCUGACAUUUCCCUCUGCGUUUCCACAGGCUCUUUUUGUUCAGAAUGUUGAUUGGGCAAAUAGAUGACCUUAACUGCCUUCCUCAGAGCACUGAGUUGCCCUAGUGGCUAUUCUGGGGUGGAAGAGGCUGGGCAUUUUAUAUUUAUUCUCUUCGUUUUGUAGGAGUCUUCUGUUAACCAAGGUUAAUCCUUUAGGGCAUAAUUUUAUUGAUGCACUGGGUCCUUAUUUUUGUCUGUUUUCCAGCCAGUUGAACAGACUAGUUUCUCGGUAACUUACUGUCUGGUAGAGCUGGCUUUCCUGAGACUUGAGCUUGUGGCUUGUACUGGAAUGAGAUCACUAUACCUAUAGCUAUUGGUGUUCAGAUUCUGCACACGAUAGCAGCCCGAGGGUAAAGGUGCUUUUCAUUUUGAAGAAGAUGGCUGUGUAGCUUGUAGGGCAUAUCACACCAGUGCCUCUCAUGUCGUCUUGGCUCCAGCAGUGGAAGGGCUUGAUGAGAUCAGUGGUAAAUUCUGCUUUCUUUUUUCCAUUAACAAAUGUAAAAAGUUGGACAAAUUUUGUAUUUAGCAAGCAUAGGCCAAAAAAACAUUUUAAAGAAAAGCCACAGUAAAACAAAAAAAAGAGUAGCACUUGGAUCUGCCUGAACAGAAAGAGCACUGUAAGUGUGUGUUGCAGGAGGAAAUUCUUGAAGCUGCUUGUGCACUGUGUACAAUAUGCUUUCUUAAUCAUGCUCCUCAAAUUGCCUGCCUAAUUUGUGACUCCUUAGAAACUGACUGGGCCCACACAGACAGCAGGGCUGCAGCCAGAGCUGAAGGACAACAUGUUGGCUGUCACAUCCAUGGACACUGGAGCCACUACUUUUCCUGGACUUUGUAGAAACCAUAUUAUUACUAGUCUCAAGUGUUGCAAGUGUCUCCUGCCACGUUUAUCUGUCAGGCAGUACAUAAGGUUUGCAGUUUUUAUAGCUUGUAUAGAUCACAGUUGUGGAGAGAAAGAAACAGUAAUAUCUCAAUGAAUUUAAAAAUACAGGCCUAUUUUCCGUCCCUGUAGUUAAUCUGAAAUAGAUUAGAAAUUAUUUAUAGGAAAGAAAAACAGCAAAAUCCCAAGUGUUGAGGAAGGACAUUGUAUGAAAAACAACUAGUUCCCUGUGAUUUUUUGCCUUUGGGAAGGAUGCUGUUACUCCUUUUCAGAAAUAAUUAUGGUUUUCUUUUUGCCUUUGGGUUAUUUUCCUAUGUAAACGAUUUUUUUCUUUUGCGUUAUAAAGCUUUGAUAUUGUGCAAGAUCUGCAAGAAGAUGCUCACUAGUCUCAGGGCAUGCUUAGUAUUCUGGGAUAUUGUUUUAAUGCCAGAAUUGGUUAAGUAAUUACACACAAUAGUCAUGGCUCUAUUAAUAAGCACACUGUCAGAUCUGUAGCCUAUGAGAUUAAAGAACGUGUUCGCUUUUUUGAAUAGCUGAUCAUUUGAAUAACUUAUUUCUAAAAGGGUGUUGUCAAAUUCUAACAAAUGCAUUAUUUCCUACAGAAUUUAAAUGUAAGUAGCACAGUACUGCACAUUCAGGGAAAGUGUCAAGAAUUUUGAUUUUGAAGAAAUCCUUUCUUAAAAUUUGCAUUGUCUGACUUAAGAAUGGUUGUUGUAUCAAGGAUUUGUUUCCACAGUUUAGCAGAUGUAAAUAAGCAUGAUAGGAUUCCUAAAAUGUUACCGCUGAGGGGGCCAUAAGCCAGCCUGACUCAGGAAGCUGUAGGAAGAAUGAUCAUGUCUGUCCAUUUCAUUUUACUGGUUUGCUGACUUAAAUGUUGCCUUACAAUGUUAUUGACAUAAAAAUUUUAACAUACUAA